This is a messenger RNA of Penicillium oxalicum, 366 nucleotides long. RefSeq names its product membrane magnesium transporter family protein. NCBI's taxonomy places the organism in Eukaryota, Fungi, Ascomycota, Eurotiomycetes, Eurotiales, Aspergillaceae. Gene Ontology annotation, cellular component: EMC complex. The transcript is spliced from 3 exons. Bases 1 to 366 code for a protein of 121 amino acids. Gene Ontology annotation, biological process: protein folding in endoplasmic reticulum. The record is from RefSeq and is a predicted model, not a curated record.
AUGAGCUUCCUUUCACGCCUGGUCACGUUUUUUGGAAUGGUCCUGCUGAUCCACGCAGGCUACUCCGCUCACGAACACACCGUGCUCUUCAGCAACACGAGGCUGACCUCGUCGACUGCCCUCCCCCGGGACAUUGUCGCGGAAGUCUUCGUUGCCGUUGUGAUCGUCUCUAUCGGACUGGUUCUGGGUGCGGAAAAAUUGAAGCCGAUCAGCUGGCGUGACUGGGCAGGCGAGAUUGAGAAGGAGGGCGGUGUGCGCAAUCCGUACCUGGGUCUCGAGCAGCGUCAUGGGUUCUGGGAUAUUCGGGCGAAGCGAAGGGAAUUUGCAGAAUGGGUUCGGGGAGAUGAUAUGGUGUCGAAGAAGUGA